Pseudogymnoascus verrucosus is the source of this 1463-nucleotide messenger RNA. RefSeq lists its product as uncharacterized. The coding region runs from base 222 to 1403 and encodes 393 amino acids. NCBI's taxonomy places the organism in Eukaryota, Fungi, Ascomycota, Leotiomycetes, Thelebolales, Thelebolaceae. The record is from RefSeq and is a predicted model, not a curated record. The transcript has a single exon. Gene Ontology annotation, molecular function: hydrolase activity, acting on ester bonds.
CGUGAGAAUCGCAUUUUUAUUGAAACAACCUCAGAUUAAACAUUGAAUUUUUGAUAUUAUUUCCAUAAUACUCAGUUAACCUUGAUUUGUCUAUUCCCCCAUUCCAUCCAGGUUGACGAAAACAGGAGCAGGCUCUUUUCGUCCUUUCCUCUAUCAUUGGCUGUUGUCCACCUAGGUCACGCCAUAAGUUGAUCAGGAAAGACACCACCAUCACUCACGCCAUGGUGCAGGGCGAUGCUGAAAGCGGCUCAGGCUCGGACCUUGAUGUAUUCCCCUGGCAUCUGGGGGUCUUCGACGCCCACUGCCACCCUACCGAUACGAUGAGCUCCAUCGACACAAUUCCUCAUAUGAAGGCAAAUGUUCUGACAGUAAUGGCCACAAGAGCACAAGACCAAAAGCUUGUGGCCAAAAUUUCUGAAGCAUAUGGUGUCGACUUGGAAAGUUUCAAGCAACAUGGAAAGAUCACCGGACGUGUUAUUCCGUGCUUUGGUUGGCACCCGUGGUUCUCUCAUCAAAUGUAUGAUGACGUUGGAAACGCUUAUGAGCCUACGGACUUGAUCCAAAGAAAAAUCAAACACUAUCAAUCUGCUUUAUUACCAGCCCCUGAAGAUUUGGAUUAUAUUGCGUCUCUUCCGGAACCUUUUUUGCUGUCCAAGUUCCUCAAGGAGACGAGAGCAUACCUGGAAAUGUAUCCCCUAGCACUUGUUGGAGAGAUAGGUUUAGAUAAGUCAUUUAGGAUCCCAGAGGAGUGGGAAUCCGAGCUCGAGAAGUCUAGAGAUAUGGAAAUCACUCCUGGGGGAAGGGAAGGCCGCCGCCUUACUCAAUAUCGAGUGAACAUGGGGCAUCAGAAGCAGAUCUUACUUGCGCAGCUCGGAUUAGCAGGCGAGCUCCAGAGGGCAGUAUCUGUUCACGGAGUUGGGGCACAUGGUUUUCUUUAUGACGCUCUGGAAGAAACAUGGAAAGGUUAUGAAAACAAGGUUGUCAGCAAACGGAAGAAAAAGCUCACAAAGGGUCUUGAGUUCUUACCAGACGAAGAGGAGGAUGAGAUCCAAUCGGACGCUCAAACCUCUAAGCCAUUUCCUCCACGAAUAUGCCUGCAUUCAUAUUCUGGCAGCCCACAGCUUCUGAAGCAGUACUUUCAUCCUUCCGUGCCUAUUGCGGUUUACUUUUCAUUCUCAUCGGCCAUAAAUAUGUCAUCGGCGGGCUCAGAAAAGGCAAUUGAGGUUAUUAAGCAAGUCCCAGAUGAUCGAAUACUUCUUGAAAGCGACCUGCAUACUGCUGGCGAAGAAAUGGAUAGGAGACUUGAGGAGAUGGCUCGGAAGAUAUGCAAUAUCAAGGGCUGGAGCUUGGAAGAUGGCGUUAAGCGGCUUGGGGAAAAUUGGCGUCGUUUUGUCUUUUCCUGAGAUAUCACAAUGCACUAAAACUGUUGAUCUCUAUACAUUGAAAUACAGAUGAUAUUCAAC